CGUUGUUGGUCCCUAUAGCUUUGCAGUCAUUUUGGUCAGUAACACAACCAGCCAUUCACGCGCCAGGCAGGACGUAUACAAGCUUUUAAAGAGCCGAAAGUCCUUCGUUCAUAGGCAGCAUGACGACUAAGCACGAAUUCUUUGUGGAUAUGACAUGUGAAGGAUGCUCUGGUGCAGUCACCCGAGUUCUCAAUAAACUGGGUGGUGUCCAGUUCGAGAUUGAUCUCCCCAACAAGAAGGUUUUCAUUGAAUCUGACAAGGACACAGAUGUGCUUCUUGAAACACUAAAGAAGACUGGAAAGGCAGCUAACUACAUUGGCCCCAAGUGAAGAAUUGACCUCUUUCCUUAUAAAAAUGAUUUGAAGGAUGACCAUGAGGAGAAAAGACUGACAACAGUCUUGCUGUCAUGUCUUCAUGGACCACUGGAAUGAACUCACUCUACCAAGCUGUUUACUUUUAGUUAUUUUAACACUAUGUCUUGUAUAACAAACACACAUUUAAUUGAUCUACUUGUAUACAUUCAUGUUUUAAAUUAGCUCAAUUUAUUUGAAAUAUAACAUUUCAUAAUGAAAGCACCUAUUGUAACACAUGUGGGUUGAGAGAGGUGAUCAUCCAAUAUUAGUUGUUUUUCUGUCACUGUCUCAAUAAUAAUGAACUCCUGUUGUCCAUGUAAACUCAAUCCUACAUUUUACAUUGGGUUGACUAGCAUGGGGGCUGGUUAAGCUGAGCUAUUCAUGAGUUCUUAAAGAUGCAAUCUACAAUAUUUGGCCACUAGUUGUAAAUGUGGUGCUGUUGAGCCCAAAACUGAAAAUUGCAUAUGUGCUCAUUAAAACCACUUGGUUUUAAACUUGAAAUUUCAUGGGUGAUAUGAUAGUGAUUCUAUUUAUAGAUUAUGGACAUAAACACAACAUAUUUUGCACCUGUCCUUUUAUUCUCUAUAAUUGCAAAGCCUUUCUUAAAGGGUUUAGUUAAUGUUUGUAAUUCCUCUGAAAAAGUAAAACAUUUAAAUUAAAGCAGCAUGUAAGUCUA
Molecule: messenger RNA, 1029 nt
Organism: Esox lucius (northern pike)
Lineage: Eukaryota; Metazoa; Chordata; Actinopteri; Esociformes; Esocidae
Gene: atox1
Product: antioxidant 1 copper chaperone
Exons: 4
Coding region: 120-329 (69 amino acids)
Biological process (GO): copper ion transport
Cellular component (GO): cytosol
Molecular function (GO): copper chaperone activity; metal ion binding
Source: RefSeq, a predicted model, not a curated record